UGCACCAGAGCGUGACCUCAACGCGGUGCGUCCUGUAAGAUGUUCCGUUUGCUUCCCUGAGCGUCCCAAGAUGACCACGAGUCCACAUGUCUCCCGCUGCACGACGACUUCUCUCCGCGGGGAUGCUGGCGUCGCUCCGUCGACGGAUGUUUGUCCCUCCGGCCGCGCGGCCCGUCGGCAGAGUGAACAGUGGGCGGUCUCUGGCUCUGAGCGCACAGGACAAGGCCAAAGACAAAGUGAGCGACGAGCCCAUCAAGUUCUCCACCAGUAAAGCCAGCCACCGGACCUGGAGAGUGGAACGCUCCUUGGGAAGCCAGUUUCAGCGGCCCUGGUGGAAAGUCCUCCCGGUCAGCCUGUUUUUCAUAGGAGUCAUGCUGUGGUGUGCCCUGAGGGAAGAGACGGACAUCGAUGUGCUGCUGGGGAAGCAGCUGCAUGAGCAUCUACCCGGCCUGCUUCCAGAGACGGAAGAUCAACCCGACUCGCUUCCAGAGGAUGAAGCCCAAACUAAAUAAAGUUCAAAUGUGGGGCCUGUACAUAUCAGCUAUUUAAUGUUGUCUGUAACAUGUCAUUGCUCUAACGCUGCCCAGUGCUAGGAGCAUUUGUUAAUGCUUCAAUUUUGAUGGAACAUGGAUUAAAUGUCAUUUAAUGAAA
This is a messenger RNA of Pseudoliparis swirei, 651 nucleotides long. It is a transcript of the gene uqcc4, whose product is annotated as ubiquinol-cytochrome-c reductase complex assembly factor 4. NCBI's taxonomy places the organism in Eukaryota, Metazoa, Chordata, Actinopteri, Perciformes, Liparidae. The coding region runs from base 87 to 512 and encodes 141 amino acids. The record is from RefSeq and is a predicted model, not a curated record. The transcript has 2 exons.